This is a messenger RNA of Lutra lutra (Eurasian river otter), 942 nucleotides long. Its product is annotated as olfactory receptor 7D2. The record is from RefSeq and is a predicted model, not a curated record. NCBI's taxonomy places the organism in Eukaryota, Metazoa, Chordata, Mammalia, Carnivora, Mustelidae. Gene Ontology annotation, cellular component: membrane. Gene Ontology annotation, molecular function: olfactory receptor activity; G protein-coupled receptor activity. The transcript has a single exon. The coding region runs from base 4 to 942 and encodes 312 amino acids. Gene Ontology annotation, biological process: G protein-coupled receptor signaling pathway.
UUCAUGGAAGCAAGAAACCGAACAGGAAUUUUAGAGUUCAUCCUCCUUGGGCUCUCUGAGGAUCCAGAACUACAGCCCUUCAUAUUCGGGCUGUUCCUGUCCAUGUUCUUAGUCACUGUGCUCGGGAACUUGCUCAUCAUCCUGGCCAUCUGCUCUGACCCCCACCUCCACACCCCCAUGUACUUCUUCCUCUCCAACCUGUCUUUGGUCGACAUCUGUUUCAGCACCACCAUAGUGCCCAAGGUGCUGCUGAACAUCCACACAGAGAACAAAGCCAUCUCCUACAUGGACUGCCUCACGCAGGUCUAUUUUUCCAUGUUAUUUCCUAUCCUGGACACUCUACUCCUAACUGUAAUGGCCUAUGACCGGUUUGUGGCCAUCUGCCACCCACUGCACUACACAGUCAUCAUGAAUGCCUGCCUUUGUGGCCUGCUGGUUUUUAUGACCUGGUUUGUUGGUGUCAUGACAUCCCUUCUUCACAUCUCUCUGAUGAUGCAUCUAAGCUUCUGCAGAGAUCUUGAAAUUCCACAUUUCUUCUGUGAACUGACACAGAUUCUCAAGCUGGCCUGCUCUGAUACCUUCCUGAACAGCACACUGAUAUACUUUAUGACUGGUGUGCUGGGUGUUUUUCCCCUUGUUGGGAUCCUUUUCUCCUACUCACAGAUUGCUUCAUCCAUUAGGAAGAUGUCUUCAUCUGGGGGGAAGCAAAAAGCAUUUUCCACCUGUGGGUCUCACCUCUCAGUAGUUUCUUUAUUUUAUGGGACAGGUGUUGGGGUCUACUUCACUUCUGCAGUAACUCAUUCCCCCCAGCAAGUCUCUGUGGCUUCGGUGAUGUACACUGUGGUCACCCCCAUGCUGAACCCCUUCAUCUACAGCUUGAGGAACAAGGAUGUGAAGGGGGCUUUGGGAAGGCUUCUCAGUAGAGCGACCUCUUGUCUGUGA